AUGAGCUGCCUCGCGACUCCGCUGCGGCACCUCGCCCUCUCUCGCCAGCAGCUCUCGUUGAAGACGGUGUGCUUGAGCGGGCAGUCGUUCAGGUGGCACAGGUGCACGCCCAUCACUGCUACUGCAGACGCACCGCACACGGCAGACAGCGAGGAAUGGGCACUCGCACACGCUGGGCGCACUCUCGUCCUCAGGCAGGACGACUCGGGCAUCUACUACCGCGCACUGUACCCCUUCGCACCUCCUCACGCAGCCUACAUCGCAGACCUCGCAAGCGACACCUCGACGCCCCUCCUCCGCACCUACUUCCAGCUCGACGUCGACCUCGACAGCUUGCACCGACAGUGGGCACGCGAUGACCCCAAGUUUCGGAGAAAGAUCGAGUUGGACACCGAGAAGCGCCUCGAGGGGAUCCGUGUGCUGAAGCAGGACGAGUGGGAGACGCUCGUCUCCUUUAUCUGCUCGGCAAACAACAAUAUCGCCCGCAUCACGCUGAUGGUCAACCGCCUCUGCGCAGCCCUCGGUUCUCCCCUCCCUCACCCCUCACACUUCACCCCCUCCUGCGUCCACUCCACGUCCUCCUCCAUCCCUGCCUCUCCUGCGCCCGCCCCAAACGACUCCUCACUCUUCUCCUUCCCCCCGCCCCAAGCGCUCGCAGACGAAUCCCGCAUCGACCCCCUCCUCCGCCAACUCGGCUUCGGCUACCGCGCGCCCUUCAUCCCCUCGACCGCCCAAACCCUCCUCUCCACCUCCUCCUCCCUCAACCUCUCUCCAGAAUCGUACCUCGCCUCUCUCAAUCGCGCCCAGUUUACACGCGAAGGGAAAGGCAUUGCAGAAGCGCGGGAAAAGUUGGUUGCGUUCAAGGGCGUCGGGAGGAAAGUCGCGGAUUGUGUAUUGUUGUUUGGGAUGGGGUGGAACGAACUCGUACCAGUCGACACGCACGUCUUCCAAAUCGCCGUGAGAGACUACUCCUUCCCCUCCCCUCGCUCCGCAUCCCUCACUCCAGCACUCCACGACCGCGUCUCGUCCUUCCUCGCGAGCAAAUGGGGCCCUUACGCGGGAUGGGCUCAACAAGUCUUGUUCUUUGCGGACUUGAAAUCCUCUGCGGCGGGGGCGGAGAAGGUGACGAAGGUUGAGGUGAAGGAGCAGCAGCAGGAAGAGGAAGAGGAGGAGGACGAGGGGAGGAAGAGGAAGCUCACGUUUGAAGAAGAGGUACAGGCUUUGAUGGCGGAUCCGACGAUCAAGAGGCGUCGAAGCGGAGCGGCAAAGGGAGUGAAGGUGGAGCGUGCGGUGGUGGUGGAUACGAAGGUUAAGCGGCCGAGGAAGGCGAGGAAGGCUGUCAAAAAGGAGGAGGAGGAGGUCGAGGUGGAUGUUGAGAUUGAGGCGGCGGUCAAGCGCGAGGGAGAGGAUCAAGCGAGGUUGGUGGAUGUCAAGACGGAGCAGUUGGUCGCCGCGUCCGGGGUAGGGUUGGCUGGAGGAGCGUGA
Rhodotorula toruloides NP11 is the source of this 1485-nucleotide messenger RNA. Its product is annotated as N-glycosylase/DNA lyase. Lineage: Eukaryota; Fungi; Basidiomycota; Microbotryomycetes; Sporidiobolales; Sporidiobolaceae. Gene Ontology annotation, cellular component: nucleus. The transcript is spliced from 4 exons. Bases 1 to 1485 code for a protein of 494 amino acids. Gene Ontology annotation, molecular function: damaged DNA binding; 8-oxo-7,8-dihydroguanine DNA N-glycosylase activity. Gene Ontology annotation, biological process: nucleotide-excision repair; base-excision repair, AP site formation; base-excision repair. The record is from RefSeq and is a predicted model, not a curated record.